This is a messenger RNA of Exophiala xenobiotica, 1539 nucleotides long. Its product is annotated as glucosamine-6-phosphate deaminase. The record is from RefSeq and is a predicted model, not a curated record. Bases 314 to 1351 code for a protein of 345 amino acids. The transcript is spliced from 2 exons. Gene Ontology annotation, biological process: N-acetylneuraminate catabolic process; N-acetylglucosamine catabolic process; carbohydrate metabolic process. Lineage: Eukaryota; Fungi; Ascomycota; Eurotiomycetes; Chaetothyriales; Herpotrichiellaceae. Gene Ontology annotation, molecular function: glucosamine-6-phosphate deaminase activity; identical protein binding. Gene Ontology annotation, cellular component: cytoplasm.
AAUGGUUGGAUGAUACGCAACAGUUGCAUCGUUACAUAUCCUCUCUGAUCAUCCUUUCGCCUCUCCCCGGUCGCCUUACCACCUAUCUCAGUUGAGGCUACGCAGCCUUUUCAGUGGUUGAUAUGCCUUACUCCGCCUGAGGACCAUGUUAUCGUCGCAUGACUGCUUGCUUGCUGAAAAAACUAGCUACGUCAAAGGUUUGUCCUUCCUGCCGGCGUCUUCAUAUUCGCUCUACAGUCUUCCCUGCGCAUUUUCCCAUCUCCUGCUUCCCUACUAGAUUUCUUCCCUACAUCGCCAAAAUCGCUCCUGCACAAUGCGGGUCAUCAUCCGUGACGAUGCGGACGGUGCGUCAAGGUACGCAGCCAAAUACAUCAUCAACCGCAUAAACGCUUUUGCUCCCACACACGAAAAGCCCUUCGUACUGGGACUCCCUACUGGCAGCAGUCCAGAAAUAAUCUACAAAUACCUGGUCCAAGCCCACAAGGCUGGCGAGAUCUCAUUCGCAAAUGUCGUGACAUUCAACAUGGACGAAUACGUCGGCCUCCCAGAAGACCAUCCCGAAUCUUACCACAGUUUUAUGUACAAACAUUUUUUCGCCCAUGUUGACAUCAAUCCUGCCAAUGUCAACAUCCUCAACGGCAACGCUCCUGACCUUGCAGCCGAGUGUGCGGAUUACGAGGCCAGAAUUGCCAAAGCAGGUGGAAUCGACCUCUUCUUGGGCGGCAUCGGACCAGAUGGCCACAUCGCGUUCAAUGAGCCAGGCUCCUCUCUAAGGUCACGGACGAGAGUAAAGACGUUGGCAGAAGACACAAUCAGGGCCAAUUCCCGGUUUUUUGGUGGUGAUUUGAGCCAGGUGCCCAAACAGGCCUUGACUGUAGGAGUUGGGACGGUCAUGGACGCAAGAGAAGUGCUGGUCAUUGUACUGGGUGCGAACAAAGCAAUGGCACUUGCUAAGACCAUCGAAGGCGGAAUUAGUCAAAUGUGGACGGCCAGUGCCCUGCAGAUGCAUGAGCAGGCUAUGAUUGUCUGCGAUGAUGCCGCAACCGACGAAAUGCUGGUCAAGACCGUCAAGUACUUCAAAAGCAUCGAGCAUAUCGCCGCAGAAGAAGAAACAGGCAAAGCAACUCCUCAACCGCACUUGCCUACGAAAGCGGACAAUUGGCGAAGUGCAUUGAAAGACCUGAAGAUUAAUACCGAGAAGAAAGAGCAGUUGGAUCAAGAGGACGGCGAAUUGACACCAGACAGUAUGUCGUCGAGGCUGGUGGAUUCGGCGAUCGGAUUGAAUGACAAGAAGAUGGAUGAUUUUAUGUUCGAAAAGAUGGGUUCACGAGUCUCCACAUCUGCAGCAUAGUUGGCAGAAAGCUUCACUGUUGUGGAAGUCGGAGGACAAAUAGCAAUCGGGUUUUCUGGUUGAGUAUGGCGUUCAGGCUGCAUGAUAUCCAUGGUCAAAGCCGAAGGAGUUCAUUGGCGAUACAAGUGGCAAGAAUAGCCCAGCAAAAGGAUAUGCAAUAUUUUGAUGUUGAGCAUCGAAUCAUCUUA